Asterias rubens (European starfish) is the source of this 1724-nucleotide messenger RNA. RefSeq names its product WW domain-containing oxidoreductase-like. Bases 1 to 1017 code for a protein of 338 amino acids. The transcript has 5 exons. NCBI's taxonomy places the organism in Eukaryota, Metazoa, Echinodermata, Asteroidea, Forcipulatida, Asteriidae. The record is from RefSeq and is a predicted model, not a curated record.
AUGGUACAUAAGCCGCACCAAGCCUAUCCGCUCUGGCCAUCACCAACUAUUCUUGGCCUCGACAACCCCUCAUCAACCGGUAACGCGCGAUACUAUAGCUCGCUGGAUUGUUACCGCGAUCCGCUCCGUUCCGGGCGGGCGGCCGAGGGCAAUAUUCACGCCCACGACGUACGCGGGGUGUCGUCCUCUUGGGCAUUUUUUAAAGGUAUACCAAUAGAGGAGAUAACCAAGGCAGCCUGUUGGAAGAGUGCUACAACCUUCUCACAGUGCUACCUGAAGGACGUACUCCAGACUGACGGCCAGGCAGGCCUCGACCUCCCGUGGGUCAUCCUCCCGUGGGUCAUCCUCCCGCUAGUCCUCUUCGCAUCAAGUCUUCACCCUCGGCCUUUACACAUGUUAAUUUGUAAUGCAGCAGUAUUUGGUAUUAAGUGGCAGCUUACAGAAGAUGGCUUAGAGAAGACUUUUCAGGUCAACUAUCUAUCCCAUUUUUAUCUUGUAAAUCAACUUCAAGAUGUUCUUAUCAGGUCCUCUCCAUCAAGAGUGAUUUUAUUGUCAUGUGAGUCUCAUAGGUUCCUGGAUGCAUCAUCUACCAGUUUGGACCUGAAUAAACUUUCAAUGCCAAAGGCAGAUUAUCAAUCCUUAUAUGCUUAUGGACGAUCCAAAUUAUGCAUGAUCCUCUUGAGCUCUGAAUUAAAUAGACGCCUAAUGAACAAUGGAGUAACAUCUAAUUCGGUUCAUCCAGGAAAUAUGAUCUACACAAACCUACAACAUAGUUGGUGGGGAUGGCAAUUGCUAUUUUUGCUGGCAAGACCAUUUACAAAAUCCAAGCAACAAGGAGCAGCUACCACUGUAUAUUGUGCUACAUCUAGGGAGUUAGAAGGCAAAGGAGGUAUGUACUUCAACCAUUGUCAAUUAUGCCAAGCAUCAGAAGAGGCAGAGAAUGAGGAUCUAGCUGCUGCCUUGUGGGACCUUAGUAACAGUAUCAUCAAAGAACAUCUCAGCAGAUACUCUCUCUAAUGUAAUACUAAAAAAAUAAUUGUGUUAGUCUGAUAAAUAGAACAAAGAAGGUAGCGGUAAAGAAGCUGCAAAACAGAGCUUUCGUAUCAAAAGCUACAUGUACUCUAUCAGAUGCAAAGGAGGGGGGAAAAUCCAAGUUCAAGUUAUUGUAUAUACAAAAAAGUAAUGGGUGCAUGAAUUUGAAAACAAAAGGCAUCUAUUCCUAGUAGUGGGACAUGAGACCAUGGUCCCUAAGGUAUGUCUGGUUAUGUGACGGUAAGUACUGAGUAUACAGUGCUAACAAGCAUCUCGGUGUAUGUCAAAACCAAAAUUUAUAACACGACAUGAUUGCAUUUGUGCACAAAGCAUAGCUGUGAUGAUGUCGUCAUGUGAUGAUACUAUCAUGACGUCAUUUCACAAUUCACAAGAACUUGCCAAUAUCUAACAACCUACAAAGUUUCAACUUAAUAGCAUCAUUACUUCGGAAAUUAUACGACUUCAAAAAGUGCACCUUUGAAGGAACACGUUGCCUUGGAUCGGUCGAGUUGGUCUUUGUGAUGAUCCUUGAUUGAGACACAUCAUUGCACCAAUGCCUUUCAUCACUGAAAGUUUCUUCGCAAUUGCUCUUAAGGAACAUUGCAAAUUAGCACUUAUAAAAAAACUUCUUGAGAUGUCAAAUAAAAUAAAAAUAAUUUUUUUUAACAAAAACAAGAGCUGUUUCGAUGCGC